GCGCGCAACGUGUUUUAGUUGCGUUCAAACGCUUUAGUCUGUAAGUAACCAAGCCAAAAGCUAACGCAGCGAUCAAGUGAACAGACAGAAAACGAAUCAACGCCGAUCGCAACUCGGAAACGGAGCAACGAUCGAGGCUCUGGACAGCACGAAGGUUGAGUGGCAAAUGCGAACCACUUUUCGAAUCGGACAGCCCGAGACUGUCCGAGCACCUAAAUAAAAGUGAGAGUGAGCUGCUCUCACAACAACAAUUAAAGUAGCAAAAAUAGCAACAACAAUACGGAAAGAAAGUAAACGUAACAAAGCAAGACAAGAUCGCUCGAUUACCUAAUCCGGAUACCCAGCUGAAGCUAAAGCUGGAGCCGCAGAUUAAUGGCCUGGCCUGGCUCUCUAUUCCACAGCGCCAUGAAAUUUAGGAGGAGAAAACAGAAGCAUUGAAACAAAAGACAAGAAAACAUUUCUUACCCAGACUGAGAUCGACUUUGAUAUCGAGAUCGAGAUCGACCCGCUGUGAACUCAUUUUCAUAAUUUAACUGCAAGAUUUGUCGCCUAACAUCUGAAUACGCAUUGAUAAUUUAGAAAGCGAUAGAUCGCAGCUCCAUUGAAGCCAUACCGAUCUUGUCCAGCAUCUUCAGCUCGAUUGCCCCUUUGGCUUUCUCUAACGAGGUGUCAGUCGUGUCUGUAUCGUCGUCGCGCCCGCGAUCUUCAGCUUGAGCUGCGCUCUUGAAGUGCACUUGUAAUAUUUAUUUUUAUUACGGUCAAAAUAAACCAAUGAUUAUAAUGAUACGCCUGACGCUCUUCACCGUGCUCUUAUCACUGGCCAGUGUUGAUUCCGGCAACAACAACAAUAACAACAACAGUCCCCCCCUCACAGUGUCUGUGCGGAAUGUGCCACACGGCUUUCAUGUGGCACGCAACAACAGCAUCUCCAGCAACUCCAAGCGAACAAAUGUUCCCGUUGCACCACAACCACAAAGUGUUAUUGCGGAGGUGGUGGCAAAAGAGAAGGAGGCACAAACAGCUGGCCGCGACAAAAGAGCCAGCAGCAGAGGAAGCAGAGGGAGCAGAGACAGCACACCAAGUGGCGACUUCCAGCUGGAUCAGAGUGAACUGGCGCGACAGAAUCAAAUAACGCAACAGAUAUUUGCCAAUUAUUUGGAGCGACGUUUGUUUCCCAAUCGCAGUGUGAGCCAGAAAAUUCCCACAAUAGCGGAUAUACUGCCCAAGCCAAAGCCCUCGGGACGUCCACGUCCACGUGGUUUCUCUGCGAGCAGCGACGGCUUUAAAAAAAGUGGAGGAGGAUCAAUACGCAAUCGUCUGGCGGCUGCAUCAGCCAAACGACAGACGAGCAGCUCCAAAAGGCAGCAAGUGCAAUACGAAGAAGAGGAGGAAGAUCUGAAUCUGGCGGAGGAUCAGCAGUCCCAAGCCAAUGAGAAUCCGCAGGAUGAAUUCGAUGAUGAUGUCCAGGAGUCACUGCAGAGUGUAGAAUCAGAGCAACAUGAUCAGUACUAUGGCGAUAUAUUUCAUCGUGAUCCCAGCGAAAAUGAGAUCGAUAGUGACUGCCCGAACUGCGUGGACGAGUCACAGUAUAUGCCGAAUAAAUGGACGAUGCCGCUGCUGAAGCUGGGCGAGAAGCGUUAUUAUCUCGGCAUCUUCUUCAAGGCAAAUUGGUUCAAAGCCACGCAAUACUGUCGCUACCAUGGCAUGCACUUGGCUAGCAUUUCAUCACAGGAAGAGAACGAUAGACUGGAGAAACACAUACGCGACUUUGGUUUAGGUCACGAGCAUUUCUGGAUAUCCGGCACAGAUCUGGCCGAUGAGGGCAAUUACUUUUGGAUGGCCACUGGACGACCGAUAACAUUCACCAACUGGAAUGCCGGCGAGCCCAACAAUUUCCGCUAUGAGAACGGCGAGGAAGAGAACUGUCUCGAGCUGUGGAAUCGCGAUGGCAAAGGACUCAAAUGGAAUGAUUCACCCUGCAGUUUUGAGACCUACUUCGUCUGCGAGGUGCAGCCCGUCUGAAGCAGCUUCUUAUGAUAUACUCGUACGACUAUGCAGCUAAAUCAGACAUAUAUCUAUUUAUAUAUGUAUGUGUAUACUUAGUUAUUAAGCAUACGACCUGCGGCACAGAAAGCAAAGAGCAUAAAGUAGAUGAGCAUAAAUUUACAAGUAGUUAUUAUAAGCAUAUAGUUUACUAGUUGAUAGGAUUGACAAUUUGCUGUGCUGUGCUGUGUUGUGUUCGUAUGUGCUAAUUUAACAUUUCAUGCGAAUCCAAAAUUUCAAAAGAACAUCAAUCAAAAUUAUCUUUAUAAUCGUUAUAUGUAUCAUUUAACAAAUUGGUUAAGUCUUUUGAUGAUGCUUAGCUAGUAAAGUAAUUAAUUUAUAUGCUCGUGUAAAUCGUACUUAGACACUUGUAUCUUCUCAUGUAAAAAAUAAAAAAAAAUAAAAUAUACACACGAAAAAAUUUAAAUAA
Messenger RNA from Drosophila innubila, 2473 nucleotides. RefSeq names its product C-type lectin 37Db (gene tfc). The record is from RefSeq and is a predicted model, not a curated record. Gene Ontology annotation, cellular component: external side of plasma membrane. The transcript is spliced from 5 exons. Gene Ontology annotation, biological process: biological process involved in interspecies interaction between organisms. Bases 772 to 2022 code for a protein of 416 amino acids. Gene Ontology annotation, molecular function: carbohydrate binding. Lineage: Eukaryota; Metazoa; Arthropoda; Insecta; Diptera; Drosophilidae.